CCCCGUUCGGCCCUGCAGGAAGAGAAGCCGUGGUCGGCCGCUCGGCCGUCCGCCGGCCGAAGGGCAUCCUGACCGAAAGGUGCCGAGCGGAGGCUCAAAGCAGUUUAUAUACGCCGGGGACGUGAUGCGGAAAAACCAUACCAGACAUGACUUCUAUAAAAGAGCAAGCAGCAAUCAGUAGAUUAAUAACUUUCCUACAAGAAUGGGAUAGUGCUGGCAAAGUUACUCGAAAACAUAUUCUUGAAAAUUUCAUACUUGCUAACCAAGGCAAGACUGGUCCAGAACUUGAGAUAGAAUUCUCUCAGGGAGCCAGUUUAUUUCUGGCUCGUAUAACUGCCUGGCUCCGGCUGACCUAUAUGUACGGAACAUGCUUGGAACAACAGUUAAAAUCAGUUGGCAUCUUUCUUUCAGCUGCAAGUGGCCAGCGGUACCUUCUUGAAUUUCUGGAAAUUGGUGGUAUCCUCACCCUAUUGGAAAUACUUGGGCUGAAACAACUGAAAGAAGAAGACAAAAUGGAGUCUGUAAAACUUCUUCAGUUAGUGGCAAAAUCUGGCAGGAAAUUCAAAGAGCUUAUCUGUGAAAGCUAUGGUGUGCGAUCAAUUGCUGAAUUUUUGGCCACUUCCAAGUCAGAAGCGACACAAGAGCAAGUGCAGAUUCUUCUGGAUACUUUAGGACACGGCAACCCGAAAUACCAAAAUCAGGUGUACAAAGGGCUGAUUGCUCUUUUAAAGUGCACUUCUCCCAAAGCUCAACAGCUGUCCCUACAAACACUCAGGAUAAUACAGUCAAUUGUGGGAAAAGCGCAUCUGAGCAUUGUUGAUUCUGUGCUGAGCGUGCUUCGCUCUCUGAAUUUUGAGGUACAAUAUGAAGCUAUUCAACUGAUCAAGGACCUUAUGGCUUAUGAUGUGCGACCAGCUCUGCUAAAAGGCUUGGUUACGUUACUAAAGCCAUCAAGGCAGGAGACAGCCAAGAUGCAAGCAAGAAUCCUGGAAGAAGCAGGCUCUUUGCGCCUGAUGGAAUCCUUGCCAGCAUAUGUACAGCAAGCUGCAGCAGCCAAAACCAUUGGAAUUCUGGCCCAGGAGUCUAGGGAAGUGGCUGAGGAGCUGAUCUUCUUGAAUGUGGUACAUGGCCUUAUGUGUGCUAUGGGCAACAAAGACCACACCAACGGUCAGAGACAAGCUAGCAUCACAUUAGAGUAUUUUGUACAGAUAUUUAUAAUGAUUGAGAACUACGUACGGAGGGCUAUGGGAGAAAAAUUGUUCGAGCUAUUCAUGCAAGAUGCUGCAAAUUUGUACUUGAAUAUGGAUGCUGUACAGGCUGAUAUACUGGCUACCAAUAUAGUCAAUAUUCCAGCAGAUUGUUUGGCUAAAGGAAAAACGCUUUUAACAGAGACAGAAUUGAGCCCUGAAGAGGAGGAAGGGCAGUCUGAAGACAGUGAAGUACUUUCUGAGCCACUUGCUUAAUUUCAUUCAAGUAUUAGGUUUAUUGUUGAUUUUAAUCUUUUCUCCAUUUUUCUGCACCCUUUGCACAAAGUACCUUUUUCAAAAUCUUUUCAUGCAUCCCUAUGAAGAAAGGAUGGAGGACUAUGUAACUGCAGUGCAAACUAUGUGGCAUUUGAGACAUUGGGACAGGUGAUUCCUAUUUUCAUUGACUAGAUAAUUACUUGACUAGUUUUCUCAUCUGUUGCGGUACAGAUUGUACUAAACUAUUGUUCCCAUAAUCUCACAACAGUGGUUCAAUACCACUGGAAGGCAUAAAGCUCAGGAAAAUGUAAGGAACAAAAAUGGCUCUUACCAUUGGAUAAUUUUUGGCCAAUUUCAUAGUCCAACCCUGAUUCGUAUCAUUAUGAAUUAUAUAUUAAUGUGAAACAGCUCCUUGUACAACUAACCUAGACUCUAAAAGAGGAAAAGGAAAAUCUGUGUUAAAUAAAAUUGCAUUGAAUUGUUGCAUUUAAUCUAUACUUCAAAGUUAUACUUACCUUUAAACUAAUUUAUUUGCUUACUUACAUGAAUACAUACUUUCUGCUACAUUCUUUUAUAGCCUGUAUGACCAAGAACAUAAUAUUUCCAAUUAUGCAUACAUGUGUUUGCUAAAAGACCAACCUUAAAGCACAGCAGGUAGAGUUAUCUGUUGAUUAAAUGUUUUGAAUUACAAUUUUCAUUAUUCCAGCUGGAAUGAGACUGUAGUAGUUACAAUUCAACAACUGGAAUAGAGCUGUCUACUCUGAAAGUAGUUUUGCCUCAAAUAAAUUCAUAAAGAUCAUUUAUUUGGUCUGAA
Protobothrops mucrosquamatus (brown spotted pit viper) is the source of this 2277-nucleotide messenger RNA. It is a transcript of the gene ARMH1, whose product is annotated as armadillo like helical domain containing 1. The record is from RefSeq and is a predicted model, not a curated record. The coding region runs from base 147 to 1463 and encodes 438 amino acids. The transcript is spliced from 12 exons. Lineage: Eukaryota; Metazoa; Chordata; Lepidosauria; Squamata; Viperidae.